UUAUCUGAGAAAAAAAUUAAAACAACGGUUUUUGCAACCGUCAAAACAUGAAUAAAGUCAAGUGUAUUUAUAACAUUUUAUAAGGGGUUAAUAAUUAUUAGAAUUAAUUAACAUAAAAUUGUAUUUAUUUAAAAAAAAUGCACUAGUUUGCAUUAAAAAAGUAUUAUUAUUUGCAGUAUUUAUAUUUUUAUUUAAAAAAUUGUGUAAAUAAAUAUAUAACUUGAACACGCUAUGAGCAACAAGCUUGUCAAGUGACGCUAUAUUUUGAAAUAAAAUAUUGCAAUUAAAUGAAUGCAAUUGUUUUAAGCAUUAAUGUUUAAUAUAAUUUAUAAUAAAAAAUGGCAAGUACAUUAUCUUUAUUGGCAAUGUUUGAUGAACUUGUGCGAUGCACAAAUGUUCUUGUCAAUGGUUCUUGUGAAGCAGAAUUUUUACAAUUUGCAAUUAAUCAAGAAACAGUUAGACAAAAAUGGCUAGCAUCAAUUCAAGAAUGUGAACGUUUAAAUCAGGCACUUGAAAAAUCAGAGCAUGAAUCUGCUGAUCUUGAUAGAAAAUUAUCACAUGCACGUCGUCUUCUUGAUGAAGAAAAAAAACGUCGUCGUAUUGCUGAAGAUCAAAGAAAUUCACUUGAACGACAAAUGUGUAUGGCACGUGAUUUAUUAUUUAACAAUGACGGUGGUAGAAAUUUAAAUGAUGAAACACGUGAAAAAUUACAAUUUUUAAACAACACAACACUAAAUGGACGUUCAUAUAAUAAUUAUGGUCGUGAUAUGUAUAAUGAAAAAUUAAAUACAAUAACUGAAUUAGAUUGUACUGGUACAUUACUAAGUGAUUUAAGUUGUUAUUCAAAAUCAGAGGAUGAUCUUGAUGCAAGUGAAAUGUUAAAUCAAAAUCAUAAAAAACGUGAAUGGAAAGAACAUCGUCCAAGUGGUGAAUAUUCAUUUAAAAAACGUCGUAGUACAAUACACAAAGUUGCUGAUUUAAAUACAUCUGAUCGUAUUAUUGCAACAACAACAGUAACACUACCAAAAGAAGGACCAAUAUCAGCAUCAUCAGUUAUCCAAGCUGUGCCUGGUAAUGAAAAUCAAGAUCCUCAAUUAUUAUUACGUAAAAAUCGUAAAAGUAAUGAACGUAAUCAGCGUCCAUCAGCAUCAGCAGCAACAGCAACAACAAGAACAGCAACAAAUAAUGAUACAAAUAAAUUAUCAUUUAAUCCAAAGCCAUCAGCACCAAUACCAGAUAAUUCAACAUCUGGUUCAGAGUCAGAGGGUAUAUUUAAACCAAGUCCAAAUAUUGGUGGUUAUACAUUAAAAACAAAAUUAUCAAGAAGUCAUAAAUUUGGUACAAGAACAACAGUAUUAAAAACUGAUAGAUGUGCACCAUGUGGUAAAAAAAUAAAAUUCAGUAAUGUUGCUGUUAAAUGUCGUGAAUGUAAAGCUGUUGCACAUCCACAAUGUAAAGAUUUAUUACCAUUACCAUGUAUACCAGUUGGUAAUACACCAACAUUACGUGCUGGUGUUACUGGUACAAUUGCUGAUUAUACACCAAUUGAACCACCAAUGGUACCAUCAUUAGUUGUACAUUGUAUUGGUGAAAUUGAAAAUCGUGGUAUGAAUGAACAAGGUCUUUAUCGUAUAAGUGGUGGCUCAUCAGAGGUUAAAUGUUUAAAAGAAAAAUUCUUAAAAGGACGUGGUGUACCAAAUUUAUCAGAUGUUGAAAUAGCAACAAUAUGUUCAACAUUAAAAGAUUUUUUACGUUCAUUACGUGAACCAUUAAUAACAGUUAGUUUAUGGGCUGAUUUUGUUAGAGCAACUGAAAUAAAAGAUAGUCAAGAAUCUGAAGCAGCACUUUAUCAAGCAAUAUCAGAAUUACCACCACCAAAUAGAGAUACACUUGCAUUUUUAAUAUUACAUUUACAACGUGUAUCAAGUACACCUGAAUGUAGAAUGCCAAUAAGUAAUUUGGCAACAGUAUUUGGACCAACAUUAGUUGGUUAUAGUUCAAAAGAACAAUCAACAAUAUCAAUGCUAAAUGAAACAAGAACACAAGCAUCAAUUGUUGAAAGUUUACUUAAAAUACCAUCUGAUUAUUGGGCUAAUUUUGUUAAUCGAGAUAAUAAAUUUAGUACUGAUACACCUAAAAGUGGAAGAUUAAAACAUACACCAUCAACUGAUUCAUUAUUAAAAAAAUCACGUGGAUUUUUUAAUACACCACUUGGUAGCCACAGUCGUGGAUUAAAAAGACAUAAAAAGUAUUUUGAUACACCACCAUUACGUAGUGGUAUUUAAUUUAUAUAAUAUAUUGUAUUAAUUUCAACAAAAUGUAUUGCAUUUAAAAGUAUUUUUUUCUUUUCUUUUUUUUUUUUUAUAAUGAAUAACUUAAUUAACAAUAAUGAUAAUUAUUAUAAUCCAAGCUACUUAAUAAGCAAGAACAAAAUUUAAAAAAUGAGAUUAAUAAAGAUUUAGUAAUAAAUUAUAAUGUACUUUUUUUUUCUAUUUAAUUUUAGUAAUUAAACAAUCGAAAUUGUAUUAAAGAAAAAAAAAAAACUUGACUAUUGUUGUGUAUUAGGAUUGGAGUUUUUAUAUUUGACAAAAUAAAUAAAAUAAUUUAAAUUUU
Messenger RNA from Aphidius gifuensis, 2613 nucleotides. It is a transcript of the gene tum, whose product is annotated as rac GTPase-activating protein 1-like. NCBI's taxonomy places the organism in Eukaryota, Metazoa, Arthropoda, Insecta, Hymenoptera, Braconidae. Bases 339 to 2285 code for a protein of 648 amino acids. The record is from RefSeq and is a predicted model, not a curated record. The transcript is spliced from 2 exons. Gene Ontology annotation, biological process: signal transduction.